Toxotes jaculatrix (banded archerfish) is the source of this 2128-nucleotide messenger RNA. Its product is annotated as creatine kinase U-type, mitochondrial. Gene Ontology annotation, biological process: phosphocreatine biosynthetic process. The coding region runs from base 71 to 1318 and encodes 415 amino acids. NCBI's taxonomy places the organism in Eukaryota, Metazoa, Chordata, Actinopteri, Toxotidae. Gene Ontology annotation, molecular function: creatine kinase activity. Gene Ontology annotation, cellular component: mitochondrion. The transcript has 9 exons. The record is from RefSeq and is a predicted model, not a curated record.
GUCACUUCAUCACUGGCGGGAUUGUGGAAAUAAGUCGGUUUUUUUUUUUAAACACAUAAAGAAAACCGAAAUGGCAAGCAGCUUCUCCAGGUUCGUGUCCUCCAAACGAAACAUUGGGAUCCUGUCGUUGGUGGGAGGCUCUGUAACGGCUGGAUUUCUGCUCCAUCGGGACCAUGUCAGCGCCGGAGUGCCCGUCCGCAGGAGGUACCCCGCCAGUGCGGAGUACCCUGACCUGCGCAAACACAACAACUGCAUGGCCAGUAACCUGACACCUGCCAUCUAUGCCAAGCUGUGUGAUAAGGCCACUCCCAACGGUUUCACGGUGGACCUGGCCAUCCAGACGGGCGUGGACAACCCUGGCCACCCCUUCAUUAAGACCGUUGGCAUGGUGGCAGGAGACGAGGAGUCUUACGAGGUAUUUGCAGAUCUGCUGGACCCUGUCAUCAAAGAGAGGCACAACGGCUACGACCCCCGCGUCAUGAAACACCCCACCGACCUGGACGCCAGCAAGAUCCAGGCGGGCCACUUUGACGAGCGCUACGUGUUGUCCUCCAGAGUGAGGACAGGCCGCAGUAUUCGCGGGCUUAGCCUGCCCCCCGCCUGCACCCGGGCAGAGCGCAGGGAGGUGGAGAGGGUGGUGGUGGAUGCCCUCGCCGGCCUGAAGGGUGACCUUACUGGAAGAUACUACAGUCUCACCCAGAUGACAGAAAAGGAGCAGCAACAGCUCAUUGAUGACCACUUCCUGUUUGACAAGCCUGUGUCACCCCUCCUGACGUGUGCAGGAAUGGCUCGUGACUGGCCAGAUGCCCGUGGUAUUUGGCACAACAACGAGAAGACAUUCCUGAUCUGGAUCAAUGAGGAGGAUCACACCAGGGUCAUCUCCAUGGAGAAGGGAGGGAACAUGAAGAGAGUCUUUGAGAGGUUCUGCAGAGGCCUCAAGGAGGUGGAGCGUCUGAUCCAGGAGAGAGGCUGGGAGUUCAUGUGGAACGAGAGGCUUGGGUACAUCCUCACCUGCCCCUCCAACCUGGGCACGGGGCUCAGGGCCGGGGUCCAUGUCAAACUGCCCCUGCUGAGCAAGGAUCCCCGCUUCAGUAAGAUCCUGGACAACCUGCGUCUGCAGAAGCGAGGGACAGGUGGUGUAGACACCGCUGCUGUGGGUGGUGUGUUUGACAUCUCCAACCUGGACCGCCUGGGACAAUCUGAGGUCACUUUGGUGCAGACAGUGAUUGAUGGCGUCAACUACCUGAUCGAGUGUGAGAAGAGACUGGAGAAAGGCCAGGACAUCAAGGUGCCCCCACCCGUCAAGCACUUCAAGUAGACACUGAUCCCUGAUCUCCGCACACAACCCUCUGGGCACAAACACAUGCACAAACACCCCGCUCUGUGCCCAUAGAUAUGAUGAAUAUCUAUGUCAUUGCCUCAUUUAUUACUACUACUUAUCUAAUCCUCCCUUCCUGCCCCACAAUAUACUUCUCUAUAAUAUAAUCUACAUAUAUUAUACACAGCUAUCUGGCUAAACCCCACAGCAUUGGGCUGAAGUGUGCAUCUGGAGCGUUUUUAAAAUUUAAACUCAAAUUCAAACCUGGCUAUGAAAUGGCGGCAAAGAUAAACAAAAGAUGCACAAACUGUAGGCUCUUGUAACGGAGCAAAGAUGGCCGCCAGGCUGCCCGUCUCUGCAUGGCCGAGCAGUAUCUAUGGCUCUGCUGCCAGACCACUCCUCAGCCCACCAAACCUGGCUUCACCCUGCCUCGGUUCCCUUCCUGCCGCAUGUCCUAUACUCAGCCUGUCUCUGUCUCCUCCCCUCACUCCUGUGUGUUGAUGGGUCAUGCCUGUUAUCUGGUGCUUGUAUAGUCCAUCCAUUGGCUCCAUACUCUCCAUUGUGGAUUGUGUGUACAUAGUUUUGUUUUAACCAUUUUGAGUGGAUUUGAUUGUAGGUGAACAGCGUAAGACUGAAGAGACAUGUGGAUUUGUGCGUUAAAUGACACACGGGUGUCAGAUUGUAAUGUUAUAACACAUACUGGCCGGGCUGGGUUCUGUACUGUAAGCUACUGAAGCAAUAUCAUUCCAGCUCAUUACUGAAUGUCACACUGUAAUGUCUUUUAUUAAAGAAAUCAUCUAUUUAACAGUA